AUGGAAGGAAGUGUCGCACGUGUUCUCCGGAUUCGGCCCAGGAGCGAGACAUGUCCAUUUUCUGCACAGACUGAAGAACAUGUAUCUCAAUGGUUUUUACACCACAGCUUCCAGCGGCAGCUCGGUUAUUGUGAGGCCAAAGACAUCCUCAUGAAAGACUGCGCCGUCGAAGCCACCCACAGAAAGAGUGUCCGACAGUUUCCUCUUCCUGAUGUUUCAGUGACCCUGUUGUCACUGGCGGGGCCUGUGAGGGGAGCGCGCAGCAUCAGCCCCGGGAGCGUCUAUGGCACAGUCUAUGGCACAGGCGCGCACAGAGCCUCCAGUGUCACCGGCUUGAGAACACGGUCGCUCAGGCACCAGAGGCGAUGCCAAUCCGUACCGGAGCUGUGCCCUCGAACUAAGGAACGCCUUGGCUUCGCCCUCACACUCCUGAGAACCAUGAGACUCUCUGCCUUUCCUCAGAGGGUGCUUCUCAUCGUCCUGGGCCUCCUCCUGCUCCCUCUGUCCUGCAGCUGUAUGAAGCCUGUGGAGAGAGGCUCUGGGCCCCAUCCCCAGCCACAAGGAAAUACUACUGACUCAGGCAAGCGGACUUGUCCUGGCAAGGUGGUGUGUUCCCCGGGCAUUCUGCUCCCAAUCUGGCUGCCACUCAACCCCUCGCUGGGGGAACAGGCGGCCAGGGCAAUCGUUUACUUCAUCAGUCUCAUGUACAUCUUCCUGGGCGUAUCUGUUAUUGCAGACCGCUUCAUGGCUUCAAUAGAAGUCAUCACCUCUCAGGAAAAGGAGGUGACUAUUACGAAACCCAAUGGUGAAACUAUAGUCACGACUGUGCGUAUUUGGAAUGAGACCGUGUCAAACCUCACACUGAUGGCCCUGGGCUCGUCUGCCCCAGAGAUCCUGCUGUCUGUUAUUGAGGUGUGUGGGCACGGCUUCAAAGCUGGAAAUCUUGGGCCUGGCACCAUAGUGGGCAGUGCAGCCUUUAAUAUGUUUGUAAUCAUUGGUAUUUGCGUGUGGGUAAUCCCAGAUGGAGAAUCUCGCAAAAUUAAACAUCUGCGUGUGUUUUUUAUUACGUCUUUCUGGAGUAUCUUUGCUUAUAUUUGGCUCUACCUCAUUCUGGCUGUCAUCUCACCUGGGGUUGUAGAAAUCUGGGAGGCCAUAGUGACGCUGUGCUACUUCCCUGUAUGUGUGAUCUUGGCAUGGAUAGCUGACCGCCGGUUACUUUUUUACAAAUACAUGAACAAACGUUACCGCGCCGAUAAGAGACAUGGCAUUGUGGUGGAAAUGGAGGGAGACCUGGCUCCGAAAGGCAUUGAUGUGAUCAUGGAUGGAAAGUUCUCUGACUCUUCCAGCCCUGGAAACUCAUCCAGUGUGACCGUCUCUGUGCAGACAGGAAAUGAAUUAAAUCAGAACAAUGAUGAGCUAGUUAAAAUGUUGAAGGACUUGAAGGAGAAGUAUCCAGACAAAGACAUCGACCAGUUAAUUGAAAUGGCCAACUACUCCACCCUGGUUCAUCAGAGAAAGAGCAGAGCCUUCUAUCGUAUCCAGGCCACCCGCCUGAUGAUCGGAGCUGGGAACAUCUUGAGGAAACAUGCAGCGGAGCAUGCCCGCCGCACUGCUGCAGCUGCAGGGGAUGACUUGGCCACAUGCUCACACGUAUGUUUUGAACGUGCCCAGUAUCAGUGCCCGGAAAACUGUGGACACCUGAGUCUGUGGGUCAUUUUGGUGGGAGGCACUGGGCAGAACACGUUCCUCGUGGAUUAUUGUUCUGAAAAUGGCUCUGCAAACGCUGGGACCGACUAUGAGUUUACUGAAGGCACGCUUAUGUUUAAACCGGGUGAGAAUCGUAAAGAGAUCAAGGUGGGAAUACUGGAUGAUGACAUCUUUGAGGAGGACGAACACUUCUUUGUGCGUCUGAAGAACCUGCGGCUGGAUGACAGUGGCUCGGAGGGCUUAGGAACUCCUCCUAAGGGUCGCCUGGUGGAGCCUCACACUACAACCAUCACUAUAUUAGAUGAUGACCAUGCUGGUAUCUUCAGCUUUGGCCAGCAGGUGCUGCGCGUCAGUGAGAGCACUGGAAUCCUCACGGUGACUGUAACAAGACACUCGGGCUGCAGGGGCACCGUGUCUGUGCCCUUCCACACAGAGGAUGGCAGUGCUAAGGCUGGGGUGGACUAUGAGGAGACCAAAGGGGAGCUGGAGUUCCCUAAUGAACAGACCAGUCAGACACUCCAGGUGCACAUAAUAAACAUGUCAGAGUAUGAGAAGCAGGAACACUUUUUCAUUGUGUUGGAGGAACCCAAAUGGCUGAAACGAGGAUUUUCUGCCUUACUGCUGAACCAGGGAACCCCAACCCCACAAGAGGAGGAAGCCAGGAGGAUCUCAGAGAUGGGAAAACCCAUUUUAGGAGAGCACAGCAGGCUUGAAAUAAUCAUUGAGGAAUCUUGUGAGUUUAAGAGUACUGUGGAUAAACUAAUAAAAGACACUAACUUAGCACAGGUGCUUGGGACACAUUCCUGGAGAGAGCAGUUCAUUGAAGCAGUAACUGUCAGUGCAGGGGAUGAAGAUGAAGCCAUUAUUGGAGACUUGGCCUCCCACUUUGGUUGUACCGUAGGCCUCCGCGACACCGUCACUGCAGUGGUGUUUGUUGCUUUGGGGACCUCACUCCCAGAUACAUUUGCCAGUAAAGUGGCUGCCACACAAGACCAGUAUGCAGAUGCAUCAGUGGGAAACGUGACAGGAAGCAAUGCAGUGAAUGUGUUUUUGGGAAUCGGAGUGGCCUGCUUGGAGGCCUACUGCCAUAUUCAAGGCUUCUGA
This is a messenger RNA of Knipowitschia caucasica, 2811 nucleotides long. The record is from the annotation of a GenBank genome assembly. NCBI's taxonomy places the organism in Eukaryota, Metazoa, Chordata, Actinopteri, Gobiiformes, Gobiidae.